AUGACAAAGAAGAACCAACAAUCAGUUUAUGAUCAAGUUAUACAAAAUCUUCCCUCAUUUAAACAUUGCUCCGAAUUAAAAAGAAAUGUUUUAUAUUUAACGAUCCAAUAUUUGAUUAAAAAUGAAAAUAUAAAAUUUAUUAAUCAAUGGAUUUCAAAACUCCAGGGUAGAUUAGAUAAGUAUUUAAAAGAAAAAAAACAUACAUGGAAUACUAUAAAUCCUGAUAAACGUUGCAGAGAUAUAAAUUAUGUCAUUGAUGAUAUAACACACGGUAUUAGGCAAUUAAAGAAACAUAGAAACGUUUGGUUGGAUCACCAAAUUAAUAAAAUUGUCAUAGAUGUACUAAAUGCAAAUAGAUUUUUUAAUUGUGAUAGAACUUUUAAAUACGAAAAUAGUAAAUAUAGGCUUCAAAGGAAGAUCAUGGAUGAUUUAUGUGAAAACUUUAAUUAUAUUAGUAAUAAUAUGAAUAACUACAAAAAUAAGCAUAUGUGCGAAGGAGUUGCUUCAUAUAUAGCAUCUAAUAAGAGUUAUCUUAAAAAACUAUUCAGUGAUGUAAAAAUUCGGAACGAUCCUAUUUUUAAUUUUGAUUCAAAGUGCACAAUUGAUUAUAUAGAGAACUCGAUUACACUAAUAAAGUGUAAUAAUGAAACUAAUGCUCCACAAGCUUUGCAGGGAGAUUCAAAAGUCAAAUUAGAAGAUGACGUUAGUGAAGCUGCACUAGCGGCAGUAGAGGCAAAUCAAUUAGAUGAUCCAGAUCCUGGUGAAAUGGCACAGUUUUUUAUAGAAGAUGAUACACCAUUUUAUCUCAGGCCCACUAAUAUUGGAACUGCAGCGUUAGGAAUUCCCCUCUUAUCUUUGAUAUUAUAUAAAACAAAAGCACGAGGGCAAAACAGAAUGAAAAAUAAUUUUUCUCAAGAUGGUAAAGAAACUGAGGAAUUAUUAAUUAAUAGUAUUGAACCACUAGAGUUGAAAUCACAAAAUUCCCAAUAUAACAUUUCAUACCAAUCUGUAAAUGAUUAA
Molecule: messenger RNA, 1020 nt
Organism: Plasmodium vivax (malaria parasite P. vivax)
Lineage: Eukaryota; Apicomplexa; Aconoidasida; Haemosporida; Plasmodiidae
Product: Pv-fam-c protein
Exons: 3
Coding region: 1-1020 (339 amino acids)
Source: RefSeq, a predicted model, not a curated record